Molecule: messenger RNA, 1868 nt
Organism: Grus americana (Whooping crane)
Lineage: Eukaryota; Metazoa; Chordata; Aves; Gruiformes; Gruidae
Gene: TEX261
Product: testis expressed 261
Exons: 6
Coding region: 74-664 (196 amino acids)
Biological process (GO): endoplasmic reticulum to Golgi vesicle-mediated transport
Cellular component (GO): Golgi membrane; COPII-coated ER to Golgi transport vesicle; endoplasmic reticulum membrane
Molecular function (GO): COPII receptor activity
Source: RefSeq, a predicted model, not a curated record
GCCGCGCGCCGCCGCCACAGCGGGAGCAGGAACCGGCAGCGGCGGGGCCCGGCUCGGCCCGGCCCGUACCGCCAUGUGGUUCAUCUACGCGCUGAGCUGGCUGUCCCUGCUCAUCCAGGUGGCCUUCGUCACCCUGGCGAUCGCUGCUGGGCUGUACUACCUGGCGGAGCUGAUCGAGGAGUACACGGUUGUCACCAGGAGGAUAAUCAAAUACAUGAUCUGGUUCUCCUCGGCCGUGCUGGUCGGCCUCUACCUCUUCGAACACUUUCCCGGUUUCCUGGUGGGCGUGGGGCUCUUCACCAACCUAGUCUACUUCGGUUUGCUGCAGACCUUCCCCUUCAUCGUCCUGACAUCCUCCAAUUUCAUACUGUCCUGCGUGCUGGUUAUAUUCAAUCACUACUUAGCGUUCCAGUACUUCGCUGAGGAGUAUUACCUCUUCUCCGAGGUUCUCGCCUACUUCACCUUCUGCCUGUGGUUAAUUCCUGUUGCUUUUUUCGUCUCUUUGUCGGCCGGAGAGAACGUCCUGCCUUCCACGGUGCAGCCUGGAGACGACGUGGUCUCCAACUACUUCACCAAGGGAAAGAGGGGCAAGCGCUCCGGUAUCCUCCUCAUCUUCUCCUGCAUCAAGGAGGCCAUCCUGCCCAGCCGACAGAAGAUUUACUGAGCCCCAGAUGCAGCCGGUGUCGGCCACGGCGAAGGAGCAGGGCAGACCCAAACUGUGCAGAGGGCUGCGAGGCAGCGCUGUCCCCAGCCCUCGCUCCAACCCUCCUCAAUGUCUCUCGAAGGGAUUUUACUACAAACGUAUAAACCGGGUGAUGGCCAGAGGUGCCAGCAGCGCUGGACAGAUGCACGGGGAGGGCACGCGCCUUUUUAUACAGCUCUGCUGAUCCCCGGGACUGCGUGCGAGAAGGAUGUUUGGCUCCAGCCGAGCGCGAGGAGGGUCUGUUUUCCCCAGCGCUGCCCACCCCGCUCAGGGACCUGGAAAUCGUUGUCAUCUUCUGGGGUUUAAAGCCAGGAGUUUGCACGUGGUGUAGUUUGGCUGUGGGAACCGUUCCCUUGGUGUGGAGGCAGAACGCGCUUGACGUUUAACUGAGGUUUACACAGAGCCAUUAAUUAAACAAAACAAACAAAAAAAAAUAAAGUAACCAAACUGUCAAACUCCCACGUAUUCCCGCUGGGAGCCUGCCAGUGCUGGAGGAUGCUGGCGUCCCCUCUCCACAGCUGCGGGGAGGUGACCUGGAAGGACUCGAUGUCAUUUUUUCUUUGAUUUUCAUGUUAGAAAUACCCAUUUUCUCUUUUCUGGUUUUGCCGGAAGGCUCCCUGAGCGGCCGGGAUGCUGCGGCAGUGCCGGCCAGCGGGGUGAGCCCUGGGAAGCUGUUCCACUGAGAGCGAUUCUCCCUCCACGUGAGAGGAGCGAGACGGUGAGCGAGUGGCCUCGGCUCCCCUUGGCCGUCGUAGACGAUCGUACUGAGAAGGAGGUGAACCCUUCAUUCUUGUUCCUUGUAAUCAUAAAAAACACCCCUUUUUCCCCCCUUUUUUGCUUUGUCGUUGGUCACCUUCGGCCUGUGCCAGAACCAGAUCUCCCCGUGCCAGCCAGGAGCUGUGUGUGCCUGUAGCGCAGGAACACCCCGGCUCUGGCAGCGCAGUUUCACGGUUCGGGAAAGCUUUUUGAGGAGUUUCUGUGGAAAAUGGCUCAUAUUGUGGCCAGAAGAUGAAGGUGAGGUGCCGAGUCCCACGCACCCCUCCCUGCCCCCGGGUUUGUUCAGGGCCCGCUAACACUGGCGUGUUUUGAUGCUGAUUUAGUAGAAGUGUGGUUGCUGUUUGAGAGCUGCUCGUCUAAUAAAAGGCUAUAGGUGAAGCUCGCCGUA